This is a messenger RNA of Hibiscus syriacus, 707 nucleotides long. Its product is annotated as pyrrolidone-carboxylate peptidase-like. Lineage: Eukaryota; Viridiplantae; Streptophyta; Magnoliopsida; Malvales; Malvaceae. Gene Ontology annotation, molecular function: pyroglutamyl-peptidase activity. The coding region runs from base 16 to 669 and encodes 217 amino acids. The transcript is spliced from 4 exons. Gene Ontology annotation, cellular component: cytosol. Gene Ontology annotation, biological process: proteolysis. The record is from RefSeq and is a predicted model, not a curated record.
UGUGCCGAAGACAAGAUGGGGUCUAGAGGACGAAAGGAGGUAAAUAUCCACAUAACCGGAUUUAAAAAGUUCCGAGGAGUUGCCGAAAAUCCGACGGAAACUAUAGUUAAUAACCUGAUGAGUUUCGUUCAGAGUAAAAGGUUGUUGCCUCCCGGUGUUACGUUAGGGAGUUGCACCGUUCUUGAGACUGCAGGCGAUGGUGCUCUUCCGGAGCUUUACAAUGUCCUGGAAUCAGGCACCUCAGGGAAUGGCAACAAAAAGAAAAAUGUGAUAUGGCUUCACUUGGGAGUCGACAGCGGAGCACGGAAAUUCGCCCUUGAACAGCAGGCUGUAAACGAAGCUACUUUCGUUUGUCCCGAUGAGCUAGGAUGGCAACCUAUGCAACAACCCAUUGUUGCCGACGACGGAGGAAUUUCGCGGAAACGAGAGACGACUUGUUCCAUUGAAGCGAUUCUCAAGUUCUUACAGAAAAAGGGGUAUGAUGCGACGAUAUCCAACGACGCUGGCCUUUUCGUAUGCAACUAUGUCUACUAUCACUCUCUCCGCUUUGCCGAACAGAAGGGUCACAAAUCUCUAUUCGUUCACGUUCCCCUCUUCUCGAGAAUCAACGAAGAGUCACAGAUGCAAUUUAUAGCUACAGUUUUGGCGGCCAUUGCAUCAACCUGCUAGUAUCAAGCGAUAUACGUUAAUUCUGCGAUAUAACGGCA